AUGAAGAGGCUGCAGCUCCAACGAUGGAGCAGUUCGGUCCUUUCGGCGCAGGCCCGGACUGGUGGCCGCCUGCAGCACCGUCUCUACACUGGCAUCCGGCAUCAAUCGACCGCUUCGCCUGCUGCGCCGGCUGCCAAUGAUCAAUUGAUCGAGGAAGACCCUCUAGUAUCAUCUAUUCGCCCCCCUACCUCCCGACAGUCGAAGUACCAACUCCCGUCUCCCCCGGUCGAGGCCGCACGCGAGUCCGCCAAACUGGCUGCGCUUCACGCACGACUUUACCUUCCUUCACGAUUACCGCUCGAGACCCUUGCUCGCUCUCUCGUGGACGCCUCGGCUGAUCCGAACCCCAAAUUCAACAAUGAAUCUUUGGCCACCCUCGGUCACGAUUUGUUGACACACUACACCUCCGAAUACCUCAUCUGCACGUAUCCCCGACUCCCCUUGACCGUUAUAUUCGCAGCCAUGUAUGCCUAUGUCGGGCCAAAGACAUUGGCCGCAAUGGCGAGAGAAUGGGGUGUGGAACCUCAUGAAGAUCAGACGCAUUGGCGGAAGUCCAUCACGUCAAGUGUCGUCUACGACAAUGAGUUCGGAGACCCGGUCAAGGGGCCCAAGGAUCCCUCGGAACAGUCCAAGCAGGACGUCCAGAACACCCAGGGCGUGACUGCCGAACAGGCUAACGCAACCUUUGUGCGUGCUGUGAUGGGUGCUAUCUACCUGCACGCAGGCCGCCCUGCUGCCAAGCGGUUCUUCGAGCAGCACUUCCUCUCUCGUCACCUCAACAUCUCCGACCUGUUCAACUUCUCCCAACCCGCUCGGGACCUUGCUCGCCUGUGUGCUCGAGAGAACUUCGAGCAGCCCGUUGCCCGGAUCAUCAGUGAAACCGGUCGCAAGAGCAGACACCCCGUGUUUGUCGUUGGCAUCUACUCUGGUCAGGAUAAGUUGGGCGAGGGCGCUGGCGCCAGUCUGCUCGAGGCUCGUUCCAGGGCUGCUGUCGCCGCCCUGAAGGGAUGGUACCUGUACAGUCCGCUGAACGUGCGCGUGCCUAGUUCGAUGGAGGAAGAGGGAGCCGCUCCCUGGAAGCCGGUGCACGUGGACUUGGGCGAGGUGAUUGUGUAG
Messenger RNA from Aspergillus niger, 1116 nucleotides. RefSeq names its product mitochondrial 54S ribosomal protein mL44. The coding region runs from base 1 to 1116 and encodes 371 amino acids. Gene Ontology annotation, biological process: primary miRNA processing; regulation of gene expression; rRNA processing. The record is from RefSeq and is a predicted model, not a curated record. NCBI's taxonomy places the organism in Eukaryota, Fungi, Ascomycota, Eurotiomycetes, Eurotiales, Aspergillaceae. Gene Ontology annotation, cellular component: nucleus. Gene Ontology annotation, molecular function: double-stranded RNA binding; ribonuclease III activity. The transcript is spliced from 2 exons.